Formica exsecta is the source of this 949-nucleotide messenger RNA. RefSeq lists its product as uncharacterized. Lineage: Eukaryota; Metazoa; Arthropoda; Insecta; Hymenoptera; Formicidae. The record is from RefSeq and is a predicted model, not a curated record. The coding region runs from base 170 to 829 and encodes 219 amino acids. The transcript has 2 exons.
CACAUAUAAUCAGAUACUUCUUCUUCUUCUUCUUUGUUUAUAUGGCUCCGCGUCGCCACUCGCCACACGGCCAGUAUAAUCAGAUAAAGUACACGCUCCGCACGGUAUCUUAAUUGUAAAAAGAAAUUUGUGUAGAUAUAUUUGCUGUUUGAUUUAUUCUGUUAUUGUAAUGGCCACUAGGGAACAAAUUCAAGAAUAUCUCGAUAUAAGGGAUAUUAUCGAUAUAAAAGUAAAUGCUGUUUUAAGUAAAAAUGUAUCUAUAGAUACCAUACCAGAAGGUGAAGAAAGGAAUAUGAUAAAAUUAACAGUAGCAACUGUAGAAAAAAAACAGAAAUAUUUGCACGAAAAGGUAUUAUAUAAGGAAGCAAUAAUCGAUUAUAAGGUCAAUUUCGGCUCCAACCCGAGAGCGGUAAGAAGAGUUGCAGCCAAAUGGAAACUUGAACCUACGAUUCUUAACUUGGAAAUAUAUAAACAUACUCUAACUGACUCAAAUUAUGUAUUUGAUAAAGAUAUAGAAGGAGAUUACAUUUCAUAUGCACAGGAAGAAGAAUUAUGGCAAUAUUUAAAAUGGGUGGCAGAUUGUUUGCCUUGCUCUUGUAGAGCUUGUUUUUUGAUAGAUUCUUCAGAAUAUGCUUGCGAAUUUUUCAAACGGCGGGAUAUAGAUGAUCGUUACCUGCAGUGUUUAGAUGAAGCGGCAUCAAUAGAAUGGAUAAAAAAAUUCGAAAUGAGGCACCAUGACGAAAUUUAUAACUUAUGCAAGAAGUCGUGUAAUAAGACCUGCAGUGUAGCAUCUGUAGAACCUGUAUGUAGUAUUAGCACGAAUCAAUAACAACUGUUGUCAAUGUUUUGAUGGAGAAAUUAUUUUCGAAUUAUCAAAAAAGUCUAAAAUGUUUUAUAGUCAACAAAUUUUAAUCUAUUUCGGUAUUGCAUUGUGAUGAAAUAUUAAUAU